UGGUGCUUUUCAGCUUCAGCUUAGCGCAGCCAGCAUCUCUCUCUCUCUCUCUCUCUCUCUCUAUCUCCGUAAUAUUAAAGAUGCUCGGAGCGCGUCUUUGCGUCCGUACAGUAUCGGGGUUCGGGACCUUAAGCGAUCAAAGAAAUGCGAGCCGUUCGAGCUCGAACCCUGGCUCGAUUCGGUUUGGUGUGGGGGCAAAACGGUGUCGUAGGCUCCUCCCAAUCCUCGUCGUUUCUUGCAAGUCUUCCCGCGGAACAGCAGGCUUGGGCGGCGGAUCCGGCAAUGCUGGCGAUGAUAGCGGCCACGAGUUUCUCGAAGCUUCUCUCCUUCUCUCAGAAACAUUCUUGCAUUAUCGUAUGUGGAAGCAAGGAUUUCUAAAAGAGAGGAAAUGGCAGUCUUGGCCUGGUCAACUGGCUCCCUUUUCAGGCCAAGGAAAAAAACCUCGAGUUGGUGUCGAUUUAAUUGGAGAGGAUCUUUUUCACCACUUUCAGAGUCCUACGAUCUUCCUCAAGAUUUCUUGUGAUGGAGAGUUUUUGCUACCGAUUAUUGUAGGGGACUCUGCUAUUCAAAAACUUAUAGAGACACAAUUGGAAGAUAAGAAUGGGGAUUCCCCAGAUCAAUUCCAGUUUGUCAGAAAUCUCUUGGAAAAACUAGACUAUGAAGUCAAUAUGGUGAGAAUUACAGAAAGAGUGAUUAAUACUUACUUUGCCAGACUAUAUUUUAGCAAGCCUGGGAAAAAUGACAUUCUAAGUGUGGAUGCACGUCCCUCAGAUGCCAUAAAUGUGGCAAAUCGAUGCAAGGCUCCUAUAUAUGUAAGUAGACAAAUUGUCUUGACAGAUGCUAUUAGAAUUGGUUAUGGAAUGGGCGGAAUACGUAAUACUAAGUCUACGAAGUCUACAUAUGAUGUCUCUCUUGACAGUGCUGCAGAUGGUCCUGAUAUACUAUCUGAGGAGCUUGAUUUGGUGAAUAAUAUGAAUUUGGCUGUCAAAGAAGAAAGGUACAAAGAUGCAGCCAUGUGCCGAGACAAACUAGUGAAGCUUCGUGAGUCAAUACAUUAACACUAACCAAUUACAAGUAGGAAUGCUAGAAGUGUCACGAAUGCCCUGAGGAAUCAGUUGAUGUAUAAAGAAACGUCAAAAUUAUAGUAUGUACAGGAAAUGUUGUUCUUUGUAGGUAGAUAAAAAAUCAUGUAUUUAAUUUAAUAUUCUAGCCAUGUAGAUUAUCAGAACACUCUUACCUGGAGAUGUAAUUUCCAAAGCCAAAUACAGAUUGGUUUGUAUGUAAUUCUUCACAGAUGAUGUAUGACAAGACACUCCAUUAAUUCCAUCUAAUUGAA
Corylus avellana is the source of this 1336-nucleotide messenger RNA. Its product is annotated as Wound-responsive family protein. Gene Ontology annotation, biological process: protein ubiquitination. Lineage: Eukaryota; Viridiplantae; Streptophyta; Magnoliopsida; Fagales; Betulaceae. Gene Ontology annotation, cellular component: nucleus; VCB complex. Gene Ontology annotation, molecular function: nuclease activity. The record is from RefSeq and is a predicted model, not a curated record.